AGGAAUUUUCAAACUACACAGGGAUCACAGCCAAACUGAGGAUCUUGAUGUCUUUUUAUGUCUCAAGUAUAGUGUCUGCUUUGGAUACUGCUAACAUUUCUGACAUGCUGGUUGCUAAACUUCUUCCUUAUAUACAGAAGGGGUUAAAGACUUCCUUAGUGGAAUACAAAUCUUCCACAUUCAUCAUAAUCUGCCAGUUGGCAACAAAGUCGAUUAUAGCGCCUUCUCUGAUAAAUGCCCUGGCAUCGCAGGUCAGUAGAACACUACUCAAAACUCCGUCUCUUCUCCGAGAAGGUGUGGGAUGUCUAAUUAUACUUCUGCAGACUCAACAAUCCUUGGAUGUGGGAAAAAAGCCAUUUAUUCAUCUCUGCAAGGUGCCUGACCUGGUCGGUGUUCUGAAGGAAAUAUCCAGCUUAUAUGACAUAUCCUCGUUUUUAGAAUACCUUCUAUUAAAUUUGGUCUCCACUAUCAUCCACUCAUCAGCAGGGGAGGAUGCUGAUGUGGCAGGUCCUGUUGUGUGUAAAGAGAUUCUUGAAGCAAUACUCCAAAAUAUCACCUUGGAUGCAGACUUGUCUAAGAUGUUAGCUAGGGCUUUUCUGGAAGAAUUCCUCUCAUUUGGUAAACACUACCUUGAGGACACAAACAAAAUGGCUGAGUUGGGAAAAAGCAUUCUGCCUCUCAUAAGGCUUUUGGAAACAAAGUAUGUUGGAAUUUAUUACAUUGUAUGGUGAAUGCAGAAGUUCAUUAAUGAUAUUUGAUUGUCUUGUUUACCAAGGGAUUAGUAUAAUUUAGCAAUGCUCUGUUUUAAGCAGCCUAUAGAUUGUGAUACAUCACUCCUACUCAGCUUAAAUCAUCCACAGCCAGUGGUGAGACAACAUGCUGUUCUGCACCUUAAGAACAUCAUUGAGACCUCUAAGUCAGGUUUUGAUGAAUCUUUUCUUAAGGACGCGAUCAUGGCUCGUCUCAUGGAUGAAAAUGUUGAGGUGCUUUUGUCUGCUUUAAAUUCU
Staurois parvus is the source of this 1007-nucleotide messenger RNA. The record is from the annotation of a GenBank genome assembly. Lineage: Eukaryota; Metazoa; Chordata; Amphibia; Anura; Ranidae.